AAGCCGCUGAAUAUCGUGACACCUUCCUUAUUUGUUUUCCAUUCAAACUUUUUUUUUUCUGCAACCUCCAUUCUCCAAUUGAUUUUGAUUUGAGAAUUCUACCACUGCUGCUGUGUGCACUGUCUUCUUCCUGCUUUUCGGCCGCGUGUUUGAAGGUUCUAGUGGACCCCUAGACCCCUUUGGUCUAUAUAUAAGCAUGGAUGAGUACUCCAGAGUCAGACAUACAUCCUAUUAACUGGAAGAUUAUUUGCCUUGUUUGGUUUGAGAGACGAUUCUUGAUCAUAGGUGCCUUCAUAAGAUCAAACUCCAUUAGUGCUUGAAAAUAAAAUCUGUGGGUUUAUCGCUUUCGUUACUCUAUUCAGCCUGGGAAGAAAUCGUACGACACAGCAUCUUUCGUUUAAUCUACAACUUUGGUUUCAGUUCUAAGCAUGGUGGUAUCCCCCUGAGAGCAGAUAGCUUCAAGAAAUCAGAUACAGAAACCAUGACCAACUCAUUCAAGUCCAAUACAAGAAGCAGCAAAAAUUCUAUAAACUUGAAGAAUUGCAGACCCGAUAAUGUAGUGCUUGACAGGAAUUUAUCAUUCAAAAGUCUAGUUCAAGACAAAGGCAACUCGGUUUCAGAUAUAGAUAGAUCGCUGAAUAAAACAAUGCCAGCGCUUUCCCUUCCAGAACCGGCCAUUUUGUUUUCGCCGAGGCCGGUUAGUGAGCUUGAUGCUGCUGCAGUUAAACUUCAAAAGGUUUACAAGAGUUACAGAACUAGAAGAAACCUUGCAGAUUGUGCAGUUGUUGUUGAGGAGCUCUGGUGGAAGGCUUUAGACUUUGCAGCUCUCAAGAGAAGUUCUGUAUCAUUCUUUAAUGUUGAGAAACCUGAAACUGCUGUUUCAAGGUGGGCAAGGGCAAGGACAAGGGCAGCCAAGGUGGGAAAAGGUUUAUCCAAGAAUGAUAAGGCUCAGAAAUUAGCCCUACAACACUGGCUUGAAGCUAUUGAUCCUCGCCAUCGGUACGGUCACAACUUACACUUGUAUUAUGAUAUGUGGUUCAAAAGUGAGAGCACCCAGCCAUUCUUCUACUGGUUGGAUGUUGGAGAUGGUAAGGAAGUCAAUCUGGAGAAAUGUCCAAGGACUGUUCUACAACGCCAGUGCAUCAAAUAUCUUGGACCGAAAGAAAGGGAAGCAUACGAAGUCAUAGUUGAAAAUGGGAAGCUUGUUUAUAGAGAAAAUGGAAAUCUUGUGGAUACAGUUGAGGGUUCCAAAUGGAUAUUUGUGCUUAGCACAACAAGGGCUUUGUAUGUAGGGCAAAAGAAGAAGGGUGCCUUUCAGCACUCUAGUUUCCUAUCUGGUGGUGCCACCACUGCAGCUGGAAGAUUGGUUGCCCACAAUGGAAUUCUUGAGGCAAUCUGGCCAUACAGUGGUCACUAUCAUCCAACAGAAGAAAACUUCAGGGAAUUUAUCAGCUUCCUUCAGGAAAACAAUGUAGAUCUCACAAAUGUCAAGAGGUAUGCAAUUGAUGAUGACUGUCCUUCAAACGUUGUUGAAGAAGAACAAAAGCAAGCAUCAAUUGUGGGUUCUGCUCCUGCUUCUCAACCCAACAUUACAAAUACAACUGAUAUGGAUUUGUCCACCAAGGAGACUACAAACACAACUGUUAAUACAGAGCAAGACAUUAAAAUUAACAAUGCCAGCUUGAAGGCAACUGUUUUUGAGUGGCCCCAACGAUUGCCUUGCAAGUGGACCACUGGGGCUGGACCGCGCAUUGGUUGUGUCCGGGACUACCCUACAGAGCUGCAAUCAAGAGCAUUGGAACAGGUUAACCUAUCUCCUAGGGUGCCUCCUGGGACUUUUAGCAACUAUGGCCCGAUCCCAUCUCCACGCCCCAGUCCAAAGGUUAGGGUCUCCCCUAGGCUUGCGUAUAUGGGCAUCCCUAGUCCAAGGACCCCAAUUCCUGUAGCCUAAGGUAUUUCAGAGAGGAAGGAAUGAAUUUUGGUCAUGGGUUGACAAUUACAGUCAACAGCAGGUCAAGACAGGCAGCAGAUGGAGCACUGCUGGUGCUUAAAAUGAUAUCAGUAAACAAUAAGGAUGAAUCAAGGGACUAACCCAAUUCUUUUGUUAUUUUUCACCUUUGUUUAUUACUUAAUUCUUUUGAGACGGCUUACCUGAGCCAACCUUUUGUAUUUCUUAAUUUAACCCAAUUCUGGCCCCUGUUUUUAGUGUUGGGUUUCGUAUUUCUUUCUUGUAUACAGACACUUGAGAUGGUAUUCAUCUUCAAUGAAAGCAUAAUUCAAACAGAUUUUGUUAUCA
Molecule: messenger RNA, 2296 nt
Organism: Hevea brasiliensis (rubber tree)
Lineage: Eukaryota; Viridiplantae; Streptophyta; Magnoliopsida; Malpighiales; Euphorbiaceae
Product: IQ domain-containing protein IQM5
Exons: 8
Coding region: 482-1951 (489 amino acids)
Source: RefSeq, a predicted model, not a curated record